Molecule: messenger RNA, 2146 nt
Organism: Clarias gariepinus (North African catfish)
Lineage: Eukaryota; Metazoa; Chordata; Actinopteri; Siluriformes; Clariidae
Product: G2/mitotic-specific cyclin-B3-like
Exons: 11
Coding region: 127-1353 (408 amino acids)
Biological process (GO): regulation of cyclin-dependent protein serine/threonine kinase activity; mitotic cell cycle phase transition
Cellular component (GO): nucleus; cyclin-dependent protein kinase holoenzyme complex; centrosome
Molecular function (GO): cyclin-dependent protein serine/threonine kinase regulator activity
Source: RefSeq, a predicted model, not a curated record
AGUUUUACACCCAGCAGUGAUCAGAUCAGAGGCGCGGUGUGUUACAUUGUUUCCUCCCUGGGGAUCAGCAGGAGUAACGGCUGCAGUGUGUGUGUGUGUGUGUGUGUGUGUGUGAGAUUAGACAUCAUGCCCUUCCCAGCACGGCGCAGCACACACUGCUGUGGGUCUAAAGCCCAGGAUACAGGCAGUGAGAACCAGGAAGAUGUUCCUCAUGUGAAAAGAACCCCGUCCUCUCCACAGGGCGCUCCCAGGAAGAGAUCUGCCUUCGUUGACAUUACAAAUAACAAAAAUCUCCAGAAUGUCAGGAAGAGCCAACCGCUGAAGAAAACACAGACAAGCAGAGUGUUUAUAAAAACUAACAACAAGCUGAAAGUGUCUAAACACCCCUCGCCUGAGGAGCAGUGCAGAGACCCUGAGGAUCAGACGGAGGAAUCGACAUCAUCCUACGCCGGUGUGUCCCCUCCUCCUCAGGAGCCGCCUGCAGUCCAGGAACUAAAGGUCCCGGAAGAGUUCGAUGUUGAUAAGGAACACGCAGGCGACUGUCUGAUGAGUCCCGAGUACGCUAAAGAUAUUUUUGACUACCUCAGAGAGAGAGAGGAGAAAUUUGUCCUGACCGAUUACACACACACUCAGCCGGACCUGACGGCGGGUAUGAGAGGAAUUCUAAUUGACUGGAUGGUGGAGGUUCAGGAAAACUUCGAGCUGAACCACGAGACUCUGUACCUGGCGGUGAAGCUGACGGAUCAUUACCUGUCCGUCACCGAGGUGAUGAGGGAGUCGCUGCAGCUCAUCGGCUCCACGGCCAUGCUCAUCGCUGCCAAGUUUGAAGAGCGGCGUCCUCCCAGCAUCGAUGACUUUCUGUACAUUUGUGACGACGCCUACCAGAGACAGGAAUUCCUGGUUAUGGAGAGGAACAUUCUCCAAGGUCUCGACUUCGAUAUUAACGUCCCUGUGCCGUACAGGUUUCUCAGACGCUACGCAAAGGUGGCGCGUGCUAGCAUGGAGACGCUAACUUUAGCACGGUACGUGUGUGAACUGAGCCUGCUGGAACUGGAGCUGGUGGAGGAAAGAGCAUCACGCUUAGCAUCCGCCUGCCUCCUGCUCGCCCUCAUCACCAACUGCCUGGGAGGAUGGACGCCGGCGCUGCAGUACCACAGCGGAUACACACUGGGUGAACUGGGGCCACUGGUGAGGAGACUCUACGCCAUGCUGGCCAGUCCUUCAGACCGGAACCUCCGAGCCGUGGAGAACAAAUACUCUCACACAGUUUUCUUUGAAGUUGCUAAAAUGCCGCUGGUUCACAUCGAAGCGCUGGAGGAGGCGCUGAGAGACCCGCACUGUCCUCGGCCUUAAUGUACACCGAACGUGGAACCUGUGUGUUAGUCUGUAAAUAGUAUUUAUUAUUUGUAUAUAUUUUUAUUGUAGUAGUUUUUAUUACCUAAAAAAAACCCAAUACUUUUAUACCCAGUGUGUAGUUUUAUUAAACAGAACCUCAGUGUGUAAAUCAGAGCAGCUCGAAUCUCUCGUCCAGCUGCAGGUUCGGUCCCGGGUGGAGUCUCACGUCUCCGUCUGGGUUUCGGACGGGUUCUCCAGGCUCCUCCCACUUCCCAACAACAGGUCCGUGUCUGGACUUGACCUGGACCCUAAACUGGGCCGAAACAUUUAAUAUGGUGUUUGUAGCAGACGAUUUUAAUUAAAUCUUAAAGUGUUUUAGAGAAGCUGGAGCGUGUCAGGGUUUAUUUAAUUAUAUUUAUUAUAAACACAUUUAUUUAUCUCCAGAAGUCCUGUAUCGGUGAGGUGGAUUCAGAGCGUUUUCCAGGAGCAUGCAGAAUACACCCUUAAUUGAAUGCUAAACACACACACACACAAUGCAUUAGGUAGUCCAGCGCUCAUGUUAUUUGGAGACCCGAGUAGGACCCACAGGGACGCAGGGAGAACGUGUGAACCUCCAGAGGAAGCUGAGCUCAGACUUUUUUAUAUUAAAGUUAUUUUUAGCUUUAUAUCAGUCGUUACUCUACAGUGUGUAAAUAAAGAUUACUGAAUGGAUUUGUUUUCAACAAUAAAGACCCGCACAUGAGCUCUGUCUGGAGCAGAACCCUGAGAACCUUCACCUGUGCCUCACACACACACACACACACCUCUCACC